Messenger RNA from Acanthamoeba castellanii str. Neff, 783 nucleotides. Its product is annotated as ankyrin 2,3/unc44, putative. Gene Ontology annotation, molecular function: protein binding. The record is from RefSeq and is a predicted model, not a curated record. NCBI's taxonomy places the organism in Eukaryota, Discosea, Longamoebia, Acanthamoebidae. The transcript is spliced from 6 exons. Bases 1 to 783 code for a protein of 260 amino acids.
AUGGACUCCAAGAAGCAACUCAACACGCAGCUGGUCGAAGCCGCCGAGAAGAGCGAUUUGGCCAGCGUCGAAGCUGCUCUCGCCGCUGGAGCCGAUGUGAAUGCCAAGGAAGACAUUGAGGGCUACACCGCUCUUCACCAUGCCGCCAGCAAGAACGACAUCGGCCUCGCGCAGUUUUUGGUCAAGAACAACGCCAACGUCGAGGCGCAAUCAAACACCGGUCGCCACGCAAUUCACCUGGCAGUGAGGGACGGAGCCGAAGACGUCAUCAAGUUCCUGAUUGAGGAGGCCCACGCCAACGUGUUGGCCCAGACGGACCUCAACGAGAACCUGCUCCACAAGGCCGCCUUCUCGGGCAAGGCCAACAUUCUCGAGUACCUCAUCCAGAAGGGCUGCACGGGCGCCAACGACGCCGACGGGCUCGGCAACACCCCGCUGGCCGUGGCCGCACAGGAGGGCCACAUUGAGUGCAUCGAGCUGCUGCUGAAGCACGGAGCUUCCCCCGGCGGCAAGGCGGAGGACAACCAGACGCCCCUCCACAUCUCUGCGCUGUGGGGCCACACCGACGCCAUCAACCUGCUGCUCGCCGCCAAGGCCGACCCCAACGCUCAGAACGCCAGAGGCAACACUCCUCUCCACGAGGCGGCCAAGAAGAACCACCUCGGCCCGGUGAAGGCGCUGGUCGCCGGCGGCGCCGAUCCCGACAUCAAGAACAGCGAGGGCCAGACGCCCGCCGACCUCGCCUCGAAAAGCUUGAUCAAGAAGCAGCUGGUCAAGAAGUAA